Molecule: messenger RNA, 3233 nt
Organism: Porites evermanni
Lineage: Eukaryota; Metazoa; Cnidaria; Anthozoa; Scleractinia; Poritidae
Source: the annotation of a GenBank genome assembly
AUGUUUAUGUUAUGUUUCUGUUAUUUUUACAGCUUUUUGUCCGAACUUGACAGCGCCACAUUGACAGCCCUGGACAUUGAUCUUGAAAUGGAAAGUGCCCCCGAAGCAGUAGGAGUGCAGGCCCAGACAGAGGGUGAGCCCACAGGUCCAGCAGAGGUGCAGACAGAAGGUGAAACAUGCAGUGAGUCAUCACCAAUCCUUCCUGUCUUUGGCCCAAUGACUUUGGAUGAGACCAUCGAGGAUAUGAAAUCCAGGAUAAAGCCUGCAAUUGAAGGACUGGCAAUACCUGGGGAACACCUGAAUAGGUAUCUUGAGUUGUUGAAGGCGGACAGGGUUAUUGUGGAGGUGGAAAAGAUUGUAGAGUUGCUGGAAGGAAAUUGUCCAGAAAUUGGGUGUACAGGUCAACGAAAAGUCAUAAGUAAAAAAUUGGAGGGUGGUGUGUUGCUGAUAACACACAAGUGUAGUAAUGGUCAUGGUGGUAUGUGGAGUUCUUCAUCUAUUUUGGGUGAAAAACGUGGCCAAAAAAUGUAUGUGUCAUCUGUGUUGUUGGCCUCAUCAGUUCUGGUGUCAGGAAACAACUUUGAGAAAGUUGCUCUGCUAGCAAAGAGCAUGAAUUUGAAUUUUGUUUCGUCUUCCACCUUCUCAAGGGUUCAGAGUUUAUAUGCUGUACCCAGCAUCAGGGACAUGUGGGAUAAAAUGAAGGAAGUGGUUUGGAAGGUUUUUGAGAAAGAUGUUCUUGUGGUUUGUGGUGAUGGAAGGAUGGAUUCCCCUGGGUUCAGUGCAAAGUACUGUGUGUAUACAAUGAUGGAGCACUACCUUAAUGUAAUUGUGGAUCUUGAGGUGGUUGACAAACGAGAAGCAGGUGGUACGUCCUCUUUAAUGGAGAAGAUGGGGUGUAAACGACUUUUGGAGAGGAUGAUGAAUGGCCUCAAGCUUGGAGAGGUUGUGACGGAUGCAUCACGAGUCAUCAUGAAAAUAGUCAGGGAACUUAAAGGUAUUUUUAAGUUUUUAUUUUUAAUUUUUCCCAGGGCGUCUUUUUUUCUGUAACAAGUUGGAUGUUUUAAUACCAAAUUCAAAUCAACCAACCUAUUCCAACAUACAAUACUACCAUUGUUACUUAUGAAAUAAUAAAACUGCUUUUUCUAAUAAAUUUACUCUGCUUAAAGGCUAGUUUACAGAGUGGAAUGACAGAUUUCCCUUAUGGUUUUUUUCUGGUUUCUGAAUUCAUGACAAAUUUAUUGUGUCUUUUCACAGUUAAAUUUGUCCUAUGUUAACACAUUUCUAAUUUGUUUAUUAUCAUUUUUGCAGAAGCAAAUUGUGAAGUGCUUGGAAACCUUUUCCACUCCCUUGACAUCUGGCAUAAAUCUAUAAAGCUGACUGCCAAGAUAACCACUGUAUGUAGAUUCUGAUUUAUUACUUGUAAAUAAUCCCUCAGAACUGAUUUAGUCCAUUUUGUGUUGUGCUUAACUAUAUUUUGUAUUCCUAUCUCUCAAUAUUUCAACAGACUUGACUGCCAAUGUGCUUCCUUUUUUAUAGGCUGGGAAGAUUAAGGGCUGUGACCAACUGUUACAGUGGGUUGAACCUGUGAGGAACCAUUUCUGGCAUUGUGCAGAAACUUGUGAUGGAGAUGUUGAAGAGCUGAAGGUAUAAGUCUUACAAUUAUUUGUUUGACUGUUUGAAACUGGAUUGCUCCUGGUGACAUUUAAAAUCAAAACAAUUUUUAUGUUUUAUUAAGGGUAUGUGGCUGGGAAUCCUACAUCAUGUCUGUGGAGAGCAUGAGUGGGAUGGCGGGAUGUGUUCCCAUGGACCACUCACAGAAAUAGAAGGUGGAAAAGAAUACCUCCCUAUGACUUCCAAGGCUGCCAAGGAACUCCGAAAGAUUGUUUUAGACCGGGAGUGGCUGAAAAGUCUAGAGCAUUAUGUCAGGUUCAGGUAUGGAUUUUUUAGGAUCUCUGUGGUUUUAAUCACUCUUUCUUGAAACUCUAUCAGUUGUGUCCUCAACCAGCUACAAUGUUUAUAACAACUUACACUUUAUCUGGACUGAGGCAAUAAAAAGUAAUUUUUUACGCAUUUUUUUUAACUUUUUCUUCCUAGAGGUUUUUUAGUUACUGGAGAGGUGCAUAACAAAGGCCAAAUAUGACCUCUGACAUUUUGUCAAAUUUCCUUCUCUUGCUAAGAUAUUGUAAGCAAGUUGAAAUUAUUUUCAAGCUUUGAACUAGUAGUUUUUGUGGGGGCUAGAUGGACAGGAUUUACAGGGAAUCUGGCUGGUCUUUACUUAGUUAAAAUAAAAUCAUUUUUUUAGGCAUACAAGCAAUUUGGAAAACUUCAAUUCCAUGCUUCUAAAGUAUGCACCAAAGAGGAUUGCCUUUGCGUAAGUACAUUUCACUAUUAAUUAGACAGUGCAUGCUUUACCAGACAAUAUUAAAUGGUGACAUUUUCAGAUGCUAUUGUCCUCCUUAAGUAUUAAUAAAUGGGUUGUAAUAUCAUGUUUUAGGUAUGAAGUUUUUACUGGACGGAUUUUGCUCGCAGCUCUUGACCACAAUUUUCAUGUUUUCCGGAAGACACUGGAAGGCCGGUUUAAGAAAAUUUAUUCUAAAAGAUCAGGUAACUGGAGGGUGGAACCGGUGAAGGGGUCAAAGCAAUAUCCUCACAUGUCUCUGCUCCAGGCAGACAUCUUAAGACGCCGCAGUGAAGACACAGAAGCUGUUACCAGACACAUUGAAGUUUCCCCUGCAAAUCCUGUCCAUCUGGCUCCAACAAUAGCCAUGAAAAGGGCCCCUUCGACUGAGGAGCUGGUCAAAGCCAAAUUAUCUCGAUUUCAAAUGGAAAAGAAAUCACAAUAGGUGCCAAAGAACUCAGCAUCAGUAAAAAUGCAAUCUUUGAAAUUACUUUGAAGUGGUGUGUAGAAAAAGAAACUAGAUUACAUGUACUCUUGAAAUACUGUUUAAUUCCCCUUUGUUCUACAAGGAAAUGUAGGGAAAUUUAGAAUAAGCAGUAACAAAUUUAACAAAACCCACACUACAGCUUCCUUUGUUGCACACACUCUUUUUCAGUUUUCAAUCCAGUUAGAAUAAAUAAAUAGAUACAUUAUUUAUUUAUGAUAAUAAUUAUUGUUAUUGUCAGUGGUUGCAAAUUUACCCACAGUUCUUCAUCUAAAAUAUUCAAGGUAAACUGGUAAUGUAAAGAAGUAGAUUUUUGAGGGAUAAUCCACAAAGAACAAAGCCUCCCAAAUA